AUGUCUUUUGCUAAUGAUGUUCAAGAAUUUGAAAACCUAUCAUUCAAAAUUAAAAUUGAAACUAUCGAUGGAGAAGACAAUUAUGCGAGAUUAUUUUUUUUAAAUGAUCAAGAUAAAGAAGUCAUUGUUCCAGAUG
Messenger RNA from Racocetra persica, 136 nucleotides. NCBI's taxonomy places the organism in Eukaryota, Fungi, Glomeromycota, Glomeromycetes, Diversisporales, Gigasporaceae. The record is from the annotation of a GenBank genome assembly.